AUGCGUGUUGCCAUCAUUGGAGCCGGACCAGGAGGCCUGGUUACGUUGAAGUAUCUCCUUCAAGCAAAUCAGGACUUCAACGUCGCACCCAUUGAGGCCAGACUCUUUGAAGCCCAAGAUGACAUUGGAGGCACAUUCCGCUAUCGCACCUAUCCAGAGGGCGAGAUGGUGUCUUCCAAAGCCUUGACCACUUUCUCAGACUUCAGGAUACCGCCAGAACGGACUGAUUGCGGUGACUUUCUCUCCAUGGCCCAAUAUAUCGAGUACCUCGACAACUACUGCGAUCAUUUCAAAUUACGACCUCACAUCAAUCUCAAUACUGCGGUAACGAAUGUACGACGGGGCAAAGAUGGCAAAGGCCAUAUUGUGACCUAUUCUUCAAAGGACGGGAUAACAGAGGAAUGGGCCUGCGAUGCUGUUGCAGUGUGCUCAGGGCUGCAUGUGGACAAGGUUGUGCCCACGAUUCCCGGGAUCGAGAAAGUGCCCACUGUCAUCCAUUCCUCUCAGUACAAAGGCCGACAUAUAUUUACCGAAGGCAGCAAUGUCGUGAUCCUCGGUGUUGGAGAAACGGCAAUGGACAUGGCAUAUUUUGCGGUGACUUCUCCUACCAAUUCGGUGACGCUUUGCCAUCGAAAUGGAUUCGUCCUGGCGCCAAAGCAUGUUGAACGUUUCGUCGUCAUGGGGAAGCGGGAAGCCGAGUACAACCCUUCUCCGAUUGACACAAAUUGGAACUGUCUGUUCGACACUGCUUAUGCACAUCCGAAGCUGCGGAACUCUCGUUGGCCGUGGGUGUUCUAUGACUGGUGGACGAAGGGCGCUUGGAUCCUCUUGAACAAUACGCGUUAUGGAUACGGUCAGCAUGCGGGAAUUAUCAAGGGCUAUCAUAUGUCCGAGAUUCUCUUUGUGAAGUCCACCAAAGUCCAACCCUAUUUCGACAGGCGCUACAUCAAAGACAGUCGACUGAGGCGGUUCAUGGAACGCAUCAUUGACCUACCGCGGAUUGACACGAAGGGCCGCACCGUCAAAUUUGCCCCAUUUCCAGAAUAUGUUGAUGACGAAGGCGUCAUCCAUUUCCAGAAGAACGAUACACAGGAGUCGAAGCACAUAGAGACCUUGAAAAUCAAGCCAGACGUUGUGAUCUUCGCCACUGGCUACCAGCACCUGACAUUCCCAUUCCUGAGUCAAGGAUAUCCGCAUUCUAACGAUGUCGAUGUUCGUGCUAUGUGGAAGGAUGGUGACGAGACGGUUGCUUUCAUAGGAUUUGUUCGGCCACAGAUCGGUGCAAUUCCUCCUCUAGCCGAGUUCCAAGCUCAGCUCUGGGUGCUUCGAAUCCUCAAUCUUCUUCCAGAAGCGAGCCUACGGUCAUUGGAUCCAGCGCUGAAUCCCGACGGCGAAGAGUGGUACAGGCUGAAGACAAAGCCUGAACAUCGUAUCCAUCAUGGUGUCGAUCAUGAAUCGUACGCCUACCAACUGGCUCUUGACAUGGGCUCCGCACCAUCCGCCGCGCAGGUGUUGAAGCAUGGAUGGAAGGUAUUCAUCGUGUGGGCCUGCGGAUGUAACAUGAACACCAAGUUCAGAUUGGUGGGCCCAUGGCGGUGGGAAGGAGCCGAAGGAAUGAUGAAGGGAGAGAUGUGGGAGUUGAUCAAGAGACGACCAUUUGUCUGGGGUGAGUUCUUUUUCAGAUCUGGAACAUCACAAGAUGCCGUCUUCAAGCAACAAACUCCUCUCUUUAUGCUUCCACUGCCACCAUCACUUCCAUUGUGA
Molecule: messenger RNA, 1764 nt
Organism: Cladophialophora psammophila CBS 110553
Lineage: Eukaryota; Fungi; Ascomycota; Eurotiomycetes; Chaetothyriales; Herpotrichiellaceae
Exons: 5
Coding region: 1-1764 (587 amino acids)
Molecular function (GO): N,N-dimethylaniline monooxygenase activity; flavin adenine dinucleotide binding; NADP binding
Source: RefSeq, a predicted model, not a curated record